Dentiscutata erythropus is the source of this 419-nucleotide messenger RNA. NCBI's taxonomy places the organism in Eukaryota, Fungi, Glomeromycota, Glomeromycetes, Diversisporales, Gigasporaceae. The record is from the annotation of a GenBank genome assembly.
CUAAUUUUCAGAAAUGUUCUUCACAGCUAGAUUCACUUGCUGUUACAAUCCAGCCUGAUCCACUUACUGUUAUGAAUCAGUCUAAUUCAUCUGCUGCAGGAUAUUUUAAUAUUUCUGGAUCAUUGUCGGAGACCGUUAUUGAUAAUAAUACCUUACUUGUUAUUGGAUUUGGAAAAGAUACUGGAGAAAGUCUGUUAGCAACACCGUAUGCUGUUUUAGCAUGUCACGAAAAUAUUAAACCUCCUUGCCCAAUUGAUAGCAGAGUUAAUUUUAAUAUGGAACAAGUUCCAGUUCCGAUACUAACAGAUUUAGUUUCUAUACGUACAUAUGCAAUAAUCAUGAGUAUUGGGAAAAUAGUAAAUGAAACAUUGGAUGUCCAUGCCUGUUCAUAUGCUAAUUACACACAAAUUGAUUUUUGA